Nelumbo nucifera (sacred lotus) is the source of this 759-nucleotide messenger RNA. Its product is annotated as 21 kDa seed protein-like. NCBI's taxonomy places the organism in Eukaryota, Viridiplantae, Streptophyta, Magnoliopsida, Proteales, Nelumbonaceae. Gene Ontology annotation, molecular function: endopeptidase inhibitor activity. The record is from RefSeq and is a predicted model, not a curated record.
AUGUGGUGUAGAUGUAUAAUAUUUGGAUUAUUGAUUUUGGCCUCGGUUUUCCAUACAGAGGCCAUUGUUGGGUCCAGUUCUCAUCACCAAGCACAAGCAGUACUUGACACAGAUGGUAAUCAGCUCCAGGCUGGAAGGGAAUAUUACAUCGUUUCAGCCAUUCGAGGAGGUGGUGGAGGCGGAGUAACUAUUGGUAGAAGAGAAGGUUCAAGUUCACACUCUCCCACCGUGAGACAACACUCCUACGACAUGAAUUUGGGUAGCCCUGUUACUUUCACUCCAGUAUCUAAUUCCUCUCAAGAGAUACUUAUUUGGGAAGAACUUGAUGGAGUUCAGUACCUCAGACUCAGAGAGAUGUCAUCAGAAGAAAAUAGGAUUGAGGAACAUACUGAUUUGAAUAUCGGGUUCUCAGGAUCAAAGAGAGUGUGGCAAGUGGAGGAGGCUAAUAAUGGCAGAUCAUCGUCAUCAUCUAGCCAGACAACAAGAUAUGUGACCCUCAGAGGCCAACCAGGUCAGCCAGGAGCCUCCACAGUGAGGAACUGGUUCAGGAUAGAAAGGAUUAGCAAGUCAAACCCCGAGUACCGAAUCGCCUACUGUCCUAGCGUAUGCGAGUCUUGCCAUGUUGAAUGUGGAAAUGUUGGGAUUAUGGAAGAAAACGAAACGAGGUGGCUUUCAGUAUCGCAACAUAGAGAAUUUCCAUUCGUAUUUAUAAGGAAGGGCAAGGCACUCCAAGAAUCAGUAAAAGCUCAAAAUGGCUAG